Molecule: messenger RNA, 1831 nt
Organism: Solea senegalensis (Senegalese sole)
Lineage: Eukaryota; Metazoa; Chordata; Actinopteri; Pleuronectiformes; Soleidae
Product: amine sulfotransferase-like
Exons: 7
Coding region: 231-1139 (302 amino acids)
Biological process (GO): sulfation
Cellular component (GO): cytoplasm
Molecular function (GO): sulfotransferase activity
Source: RefSeq, a predicted model, not a curated record
GAGGUGUGGUGAGAACUGGAAGCACUGAUUGUGCUGAUCUGCGCGCGUGUGCACGGCGCGCAUCUCCACUCUCCGUGCGAGAAGAGGUGGGACCUUCGGAAGCGUAUUUAAUGCCCUAACCUGACAUCGUGUUUCCUGGUGGAAGAAGAACAAGUGUGGACGCGGUUGGAGCAGCGUCGGACACGCACACACACACACAGACGGAGGAGCGAACAGCAGCUUCAGCGAUCAUGGAAAGUGAUAAUUCAAAGACACAGAACCACCAGAACCACGAGCUGGUUCCGCACAAGGGCUUCAAGCUCAUCAGCGGCACUCAUGACCCGGAUGAUGUGGACCAGAUUUACAACCUGGAGAUCAGAGACUCUGACGUGUUUGUCGUCACAUACCCUAAGUCAGGGACCAUCUGGAUGCAGCAGAUUCUGCUGCUCCUUGAGUCAAAGGGAGACGUGUCAGCCAUCAGGCAAGUCAACAACUACUCCAACGGCGAUCUCAUCCCCUGGAUCGAGUUGAACGGCAACAGACAGGCGUUCAUCACAGCCCCUUCACCCAGACUGAGAGUCACUCAUCUGCAGUACCAGUUCAUGCCUUCUGCUCUGAGCCACAAGGGCAAGGUGAUCUAUGUGGCAAGAAAUCCCAAAGAUGUCCUUGUGUCUUACUUCUACUUCCAUAAGGUUGCAAACAUGUUGGAGACUCCAAAGGAUUUCAAUGACUUCUUUGAGAAAUUCUUGCAAGGAGAUGUGUUUGGGUGCAGCUGGUUUGAUCACGUUAAGACUUGGCACGCACACAAGGAUGAUAUGAACAUGCUGUUCAUCACAUAUGAAGAAAUGAUUCAAGACCUGCAGUCUGCGGUGGAGAGGAUCGCCCUGUUCCUGGGCAAAGAGCUGACUGAUGAGCAACUGGCCAAUGUGGUGAAAUACAGCACCUUCAAUAACAUGAGGAAAAUCCCUCAGGCUAACUAUGAGCAGGUGCCUGGCGACCUGCUCAGCCACCAACAGGGAAAAUUCAUGAGGAAAGGCACCGUCGGUGACUGGAAGAAUCACUUCACUGUGGCACAGAAUGAGAGGUUUGACGAGGUCUUCAACAAGGAGAUGGAGGACUUUCCUCUGUCUUUUCUAUGGGACGUCAGUGACGUUGUCUGACCACUCAUGACCUUUCAUGGCAACAUUAUAAGAAGAAGAUAGUCACGGUUGCAGCUUCAUGAACUCUGUGUAGGACAGAAACAACAUCUGCUUCUCUGUUCCAUCUGUCAUAAUAGCAUCUUUGUAUAUGUUGACCUUUUUUUCCCAAAGCAUAGAAGAGAUUUUUUUUUUCCAUUGGUUUCCAUGUGUUUUAGUGUAAAAAAAACCCAACAACUAUGCAAAUCAGUACCUGGGUCACAACAUGUUGUAACAUCGAAUCAAUUAUUAUCUUGAGGUCAUGCAAAAGCUUUGUUGUGAUCUCGUCUGUCAAGCCUUGUCUCAUGGUGACGUAAAAAACACGGUCCCCCCUGUCGAAAUCCAUCUGCAAAGAAUAUGGUUUAAUCUGUUACAGCAGGGAUCGUGUCUGUUUUGCUGUUGUCACGGUUACAUUAUUGCUGCUCGCUAAUGCGGUUAAUACGCUCAGAAUCAACCCACGCUGACAGCAAUGUCAUAGUGGAACAUUCACUUUGACAAUAAUGAAAGCAAGCCUUCGUCCUCAGUAUAGUUGAUAUUGGAUCAAGGACGGACAGUUGUACUUGAUGCGAUUAGUAGUGAGCGAGUGAAAACAUGUGAUUAUGUGUGGCUGCUAAAUAUGCAUAAAUAUGUGAGUCUUGGUCGAUGGUCCUCAUGAUCAGACUCAGUGACAACAGUGA